Coccidioides posadasii C735 delta SOWgp is the source of this 939-nucleotide messenger RNA. RefSeq names its product 60S ribosomal protein eL24 (gene RPL24). NCBI's taxonomy places the organism in Eukaryota, Fungi, Ascomycota, Eurotiomycetes, Onygenales, Onygenaceae. Gene Ontology annotation, molecular function: structural constituent of ribosome; mRNA binding. Gene Ontology annotation, cellular component: cytosolic large ribosomal subunit. The record is from RefSeq and is a predicted model, not a curated record. Gene Ontology annotation, biological process: cytoplasmic translation.
GACGCAACGAGUAAUUCGACGACCAACUCAACAGCUUCAACCUCGUUCACGACCGCUGCGCAUCCCCACGAUCCAAGAUGCGGACCUACGACGAUACCUUCAGCGGUGAGAAGAUCUACCCUGGAAAGGGUAAAUUGUAUGUCCGUGGAGACAGCAAGAUCUUCAGAUUCCAGAAUGGCAAAUCCGAAUCCCUCUUCCUUCAACGCAAGAACCCUCGCCGGAUCGCCUGGACCGUCCUUUACAGAAGACAGCACAAGAAGGGUAUCUCUGAAGAAGUUGCCAAGAAGCGUACUCGCCGUACCGUCAAGCACCAGCGUGCUAUCGUCGGUGCUUCCCUCGAUGUGAUCAAGGAACGCCGAUCCAUGCGCCCUGAGGCCCGUCUCGCCGCUCGCCAGGCCGCCAUCAAGGAAGGAAAGGAGAAGAAGCAAGCCGCUGAGAAGCAGAAGAGAGAGAAGGCCCGCACCGCCGCCGCCGCCUCCAGAGGUCAGACUUCCAGAAUCCAGAGCAAGCAAGGCGCUAAGGGUUCAGCACCAAAGGUUGCCGCCAAGACCCGUUAAGCAUGGGUGAAUAUCGGUAGUGAAAUGGGAUGGUGUUACUGUUUCUUAUGACACAAGGGAGUCAGAAAUCUGGUGUUUGUUCUUUAUUUAUGAGCCUGGCAUGGUCUAAAUAAAACUGGAUUUUAAUUCCUCUGCAAAAGGGCACCCGUGGGAUGAUGAAUUCUACGACUUGAAAGAUUGGAUCAUGAUUCUCUUUUUGCGAAAUUCGGUUCUCGAUGCUCCUUUAUGUUGUGUAGCUUAACACGCUCUUGUCUCGCAAAGAAGAGGACUCGCGCAUUAUCGAAUUCAGGAAAAGAAAUUUCCAACGGGCAAAUGAACCCCGAGACGCUCUUGUUGAGUACAAGGUCCGUUAAUGGAUAGAUGCCAUUAUCAAUUAUCAGUA